CGAGUGCUGUCUCUUCUAGUUCCAAGACGAUCGGAAACAGAGAAGAACAAUGUCGGGUUUUCAUUUCGAAAGACCUUCAUCUAUUCAUUUCGGAGCAUUCUCAAGCAGCGGUACCACCUCUGCCUCGGGCUUCUCGUCUCCGUUCGGUUCAUUUGCUUCACCUCCUGCCAACACCGGUCCUUCCACCUUCGGUUUCUCUCCUGUCGGUGUAAAUUCAGGUAACCAUGCUUCAAGCGGUUCUUCCCUCUUUGGUGCAAGUACAGGUAACCAUGCUUCAAGUAAUGCUGCUUCGGCAACUUCAAGUGUCAGUGCCGCUACUCCCCAAAGAUUACCCAGUAGGAGGACAAAUUCAACUGCCCCUACUUCAAAGAACGAGCCACAUGCAAAUGUCAACAAAGCAAUGUCUGGCUUAAAGGAUACAGAGGAUGAUUUGAAAAAGAAAAUAAGUUUCUUAAGCGGAUUUGUUGUGGCAUUCAAAGAACAAACCCACACUGAUAUACAGCUUAAGCCUAACAAUGGGCCCUGCAUACCUGCACACAAAGCUUUACUGGCUGCAAGAUCUGAAAUCUUUAAGAAUAUGCUGGACUCAGAUGGCUUCAAGGCUCCACCAAGUGAUACUGAUACCGUCACUCUGUCUGAGUUAAACAACGAAGAGCUUGAGUCUCUCCUAGAGUUUCUUUAUACUGGGAACUUGCCCUUAGAUAAGUUGGAGAAGCAUGUUUACUCUCUAUAUGUUGCAGCUGAUAAGUAUGAGAUUCCAUACUUACAAGAGUCCUGUGAGCGUUACAUGCUGAAUUCCUUGAAUGCAUUGAAUGCUAUUGACAUUUUAGAGAUUGCAGAUGCUCAGUCAAACAAGACACUGAAGGAAACUACUUUGAACUUCAUUAUCAGAAACAUGAAGGAUAUAGUUUCCACGACAAAGUAUGAAGUGUUCGCUUCCAGUAACCCGGCUCUUUGCAUGCAGAUUACAAGGGCGUUUGUUGAUGCGAAAAGCAACUGAGUUAGCUAGUUGAAUUUGACUAUACCAAUGAUGGAAGAAAUGGGGUUUUAGGAGUAAAAAAAUUUGGGAUGCUGAUGCAAUGCAACCAGUGGUUAGUUACUAUGUAAAGAUCAUUGUAAAUAUGACUUUUUAGAACAAAUUUGUCCUUUGAAUGAAUCACCACAACUAGUCCCUGUGUGAACAGAUCAUAAUAUUGUGCUUUGUUUUGCUUUCAUACCGUAUGUAUGUAUGUGUGUAUGUACAUAAUUAGAUAUUGCUCAUAUUCAUAUCAGAUUUG
This is a messenger RNA of Theobroma cacao (cacao), 1277 nucleotides long. Its product is annotated as BTB/POZ domain-containing protein At1g01640-like. Gene Ontology annotation, molecular function: protein binding. NCBI's taxonomy places the organism in Eukaryota, Viridiplantae, Streptophyta, Magnoliopsida, Malvales, Malvaceae. The record is from RefSeq and is a predicted model, not a curated record.